This is a messenger RNA of Pteropus alecto (black flying fox), 3362 nucleotides long. It is a transcript of the gene TAL1, whose product is annotated as TAL bHLH transcription factor 1, erythroid differentiation factor. Gene Ontology annotation, molecular function: protein dimerization activity; RNA polymerase II cis-regulatory region sequence-specific DNA binding; DNA-binding transcription factor activity, RNA polymerase II-specific. Gene Ontology annotation, biological process: regulation of transcription by RNA polymerase II. The record is from RefSeq and is a predicted model, not a curated record. The coding region runs from base 1 to 645 and encodes 214 amino acids. The transcript is spliced from 3 exons. Lineage: Eukaryota; Metazoa; Chordata; Mammalia; Chiroptera; Pteropodidae.
AUGGUGCAGCUGAGCCCGCCCGCGCUGGCGGCCCCCGCCGCCCCUGGCCGCGCACUACUGUACAGCCUCAGCCAGCCACUGGCCUCGCUCGGCAGUGGGUUCUUCGGGGAGCAUGAUGCCUUCCCUAUGUUUGCCACCAACAACCGAGUGAAGAGGAGACCCUCCCCUUAUGAGAUGGAAAUUACUGAUGGUCCCCACACCAAAGUCGUAAGGCGCAUCUUCACCAACAGCCGGGAGAGAUGGCGGCAGCAGAAUGUGAACGGGGCCUUUGCUGAGCUCCGCAAGCUGAUUCCCACACACCCCCCAGACAAGAAGCUCAGCAAAAAUGAGAUCCUCCGCCUGGCCAUGAAGUACAUCAACUUCCUGGCCAAGCUGCUCAAUGAUCAGGAGGAGGAGGGCACCCAGCGGGCCAAGCCUGGCAAGGACCCUGUGGUGGGGGCUGGUGGAGGGGGUGGUGGAGGAGGGGGCGGUGCACCUCCAGAUGACCUCCUGCAGGAUGUGCUGUCCCCCAACUCCAGUUGUGGCAGCUCUCUAGAUGGGGCAGCCAGCCCAGACAGCUACACAGAAGAGCCUGCACCCAAACACACGGCCCGCAGCCUUCAUCCUGCUAUGCUGCCUGCCACUGAUGGAGCCGGCCCUCGGUGAUGGGUCUGGGGCCAUCAUGGACCAGCUAGGAGGGCACUUUUAAGCCUCUGGGACUAUGGGCUUCAGGGCAGGCAGGCGAAGAUUGGGCAACUCUGAAGCAAGGCAAUGGACUCGAUGAGCUUUCUUUGAUGGCUGAACUUUGGGAAGCCCAAACUACCCCUGGGGCUGGCUUUCUCGUUUCCUGCCUCAGUAGGAGAACAGAAAAAUGGAGCAAAGUGGUAGGUACUUUUUAUGAAGACGGCACGGUCUUCCCCCUUCCCCAAAUCCCUAAGACUUCUUAAGAGGCUCUAGUGGCACUGCUUUUGGCCUGGAGCUUGGGAGCCCUGUUUUUGCUGAGACCUAGGGUUGUCAGCUCUCACCUGAGGCUUUCAGCGGCCUCUGCAUUGCCUUUAGCCUCUCCCAAACUGGCUGGGGUGGCUUUUGUGGCCACUCUGUCCCAAUAUAUAGGUACCCAAUAGCUGCCCGUUUCAUGAGCCCCAUCUUCAUCCAGGCCCACGUUGGUCCAUCCAGCUUGCCAGCUGCUGCAGAGUCACAAGCCUUGAGGUGCCUUCUUCAGGGCCUGGCUGAAGGAGAUGGCCAGUGGACCACCUGCUCCUGACUAGCUGGGUCAGAGGGUUGGAAAACACAGUAGCUCUUAUUUCUUGCCCUGGAGAUCGAAACUCUUCUUUCUCUUCACUGAAACUUGCCUUCCUAAUCCUUGUGGUUGUGGGGACCAAGUCUACAGCUGUGAGCUUGCCCUUUGGGCUUUGUGUGAAGGCAGAGAAAGGAAAAAUGAUUAGAGGAAAUUGAGCAAGAGCUAUUUGGGGCACAUGGGAUUCAAAUUCUGGUGGUGUCUCAGAGCUACCUGCCUAUAUUUUUAGCUACACAUCACUGUCCACGUGGUGAGCAAAUGCCAGUGUGCUGAUGGGCACGUGUUGGUUCUGAGUGUAGAUGCGAGCCCCAGCUGUGCAUUCUCCUAGAUGCUCAGAGAGACCUCCCUGCUGCAGGAUGUCUGUUUGCUGAUGGUCUAGUCUGUGUUCUGAACUGAACUGAGCACAAACUCUGACCUAGGAAUUCCUGGCACUUGGGAUUUUUUUCCCCCCCUGGCACUGGGAUUUUUGCUUGACUACAGUGAUUGGUGGGAUCUUUAGGUUUUGAUAUGACCCAGGAUCCAGCCCCAAUCCUAGGACAUGGGGAAUCCACUCAGAGACCAGGCCCUGGCUGAGACCCAAACAUACGCACAUUCACUUAGCAGAAUCUUAAACACCUCUCAAUUGUGCAGCUUUCCGUCAUCACGGGUAUGUGUGGGAGGCUGGCUUAAAGCAAUAGAAGCGCCCCCCCUCCAAAAGUUGUACAUGACACUUUUGUAAAUCAAAUCCUUAUUCUUCAUCUUUUAAAGAAAUAUUACUACAAGUCCUUUUGUAAGUGAAGAAUCCUUUUGUAGAGUGGACCAUUGCCCGCUCGUUGAUCUCCUGUGUCAAUCCAGAUGGUGGGACGUGGUUUUCUUAAGGCUAGGCCCACUUGUGAACUGCGUUUCAAGCCCAUGGAACAAGCUGCACAGAAGUCCUACCUGUUAUCAUAAGCUCAAGUCACCCAGCCAUCUCCCCUCAGGCUCUGCCUUCGAGGUCAGAGGGGUGCAAACAUGUGGCCCUUUCCUGUCCGUGGUGACAUGGAAGAACCAGCACUGUGGCUAUUUGGAAAUACCCUUACACACUUUGGGUUUCAGCCCAGGGCUUCCCUUGCUACGACGGGGCCUCGACCUCGAAUACAGCUGUGUGCAGACAGGGAAUGCUCCCUGAUCCUCUCCCCUUUUAAAUUUGAGGUCCAGUUCAUAGGGAUGGGAGCAAUAUGGUUAACCCUUGUAGUGCUGUGACUCUCCAUCCCGUGUCAGCCCUCAAAAUUAUACUUUGAUGAACAUGAUGAUGGGUUCCUCUCCAGUGCUUGGAAGCCUUGUUAGGAGUCUCAUCUGUCUGAAGAUGCAGCAUCUGUCCUGGGUCCUAAGGCUGUGUUGCUUCCCAGUGGAUUAGUCUGACUUGGGAGUGAAAGGCGGCCACUGUGUGAGUGGUUGGAUGGGUGUUAGGAGAUGGAUCGCACAUUCCAUCAGGAACUCAAGCUUCUGGCUCCCUCUUCUCUCAGACUCCCUGUGUGACCUGGACAAAUGAUCUUUCUGUCACUGUGUCAUCAAUACUCUGGCUUGCCUGUCUCCUAGGGCUGUGGUGUGAACUGAGUGGAAUCAUGAAAGUGGAAGCAUUCUGAGACCAUAAAGAACUCUGUUGCCCUUAAUAGCAAUCCUGCAGUGGGGUUUCCCACCCUGAGUCCAGUGGGCCAGUUUGCCCGACUGCACAGCAUUUGGGUAACUUAGGUUCUAAACCACUUUUGCCUGAGUUAUCUAGAUUGUCCUCAUUUCUCCAGAUUGACCUCAUUUCUGCCUUAUUCUAAGGCAAGGUACAGGAGUGAGAAUGGAAAAGAGAUAUGGGAACAUGGGCAGAAUAUGUAAAAUGUAGUGCAGCUACCCAAAAUGGGUCUGGAUAGGGAAGCACAAAGCUCCAGGUCUUUGUAAGAACUAGAGAAGAUCCAUACUUUUUAUUCUCAUUUCCAACACCUUUCCCCAACACCAUACCUUUCUCCUUCCUUUGCCUCCUCCUCACCCAUGAAGAAAUGGCAACAUUCCAAGAAUAAUAUCUGUACAAAAGGGAAAAUGUUAAAAAAAAAAAAAAAAAAAGCCAUGAGAACAAAGA